Molecule: messenger RNA, 948 nt
Organism: Sorex fumeus (smoky shrew)
Lineage: Eukaryota; Metazoa; Chordata; Mammalia; Eulipotyphla; Soricidae
Product: tripartite motif-containing protein 75-like
Exons: 1
Coding region: 1-948 (315 amino acids)
Molecular function (GO): zinc ion binding
Source: RefSeq, a predicted model, not a curated record
AUGGAGGAGGUGUCGGCAGCCCUAGCCAAAAUGCAUCCAGAACUCAUCUGUCUCGUCUGCCUGGACUACCUUAAUGACCCUGUCACCAUCGACUGCGGCCACAACUUCUGUGACUCCUGCAUCCGCAUGUCAUGGAAGGACUUGCAGAACACAUUCCCCUGUCCUGUGUGCCGGCAGGCCCACCAGGAGAGGCUUGUCAGUGCCAACGCCCAGCUGGGCAGGCUGCUGGACCUGGCCAAGCUCCUGCACAGAUCUGAGAGCAGCGAGAUGGCGUGGGCAGAGGAGCGCUGGUGUGAGGAGCACAGACAGGGAGUGAGUCUCUUCUGCGAGGAUGACCAGGAGCUGGUAUGUCCUCUGUGUGCCCAGGGCUCUGCCCACCAGGGCCACCACGUCAGGUUGGUGGCCGAGGCAGUGGCUCAUCACAGACAGAGGCUUGGUGACUAUAUCGAGUCCCUGAAGAAGCAGCUGGUAGAGGUGCACAAGCGAGAAGUCGCCCAAGAUAGAAACCUCCUGCAGCUGAGAGCAGACGUGGAAAAGCACAGGAGUCAGCUGGCCUCGGAAUUUGAGCAGCUCACCCAGUUUGUGGAGCGUGAGCAGGAGGUGGCACUCUGUAGGCUGGCAGAAGAGGACAAACGCCUGCAGCAGCAGCUCAGGGCCAACCUGGAGGCCUACUCGGACCACAUCUCGGAGCUGAAGAACCUCAGACGGGAGGUGGCGGAGCGAAGCGUGAUGUCGGAGGAGAUGGUGCUGAGGGGGGUGAGGGACCUACAGCAGCGCUGGGCGGGACUGCAGCCCCCAGCCGUGCAGCUCCUGCGCUUCAGGUCAGUGACCUACAGCCUCCCUCCUCUGUGCUCAGCACUCAACAGCAUCAUCCAGAGAUUCCGAGAGAGCAUCAGCCUGGACCCCGACACGGCCCACCCCAGCCUGCGCGUGUCCCAGGACCUCUAG